AAUGGAAGAUGUUUAGAAUGCCUAUUGGAACGAAAGGUUGAACAACUUUUAUUAAUUCAAAGUUUAAUUUAAUUGGUAUUUUUCUAUAAUUCUUAAAGAGAACUUAAAACUGCCAAUGUUGUGUAGCUCUUAAUUACUAGAUAUAGGAAUAUCUAUAUGAUGCAAAUCAAUGCCCCUGUAGAUCUGAGGAUAGGUGCAGUACAUAUUUGUAACGAAAACUCUGAAGCCGUG
Molecule: messenger RNA, 231 nt
Organism: Paramecium octaurelia
Lineage: Eukaryota; Ciliophora; Oligohymenophorea; Peniculida; Parameciidae
Source: the annotation of a GenBank genome assembly